Messenger RNA from Ilex paraguariensis (yerba mate), 1011 nucleotides. NCBI's taxonomy places the organism in Eukaryota, Viridiplantae, Streptophyta, Magnoliopsida, Aquifoliales, Aquifoliaceae. The record is from the annotation of a GenBank genome assembly.
AUGUCCAACAGAGAGACACAGAAAUUUUCCCUGUUCCGCUCCAAUAUCGCAAACAGAAGAUUCGAUGGCGGAACUCUCCGAAUCCUCGAAUCGCUUUUGGUUUCAAAAGAUGUGAAAUCGUUGAUGGAACUCCAUUCAAGCUUGAGAGAGUUCCUGAGACACGAAUUGCUCCGUGUGUUUCACGAUAUAUCAGAGAGAUCUGUUGAUCACAAGCUUUCGAUUCUCGAAUUCUUCGUUCAUGCUUUUGCUCUCAUCGGUGACGUUGAGAGUUGCUUGGCUUUGAGAUAUGAGGCCCUGGUGUUGAGGGAACUUAAGGCUACUAGUGACAGACGGCUACAAGUUUCAUACAGAGAAUGGCUUACCUUUGCUGAGCAUUUGCUUGACAAUGAGUUUUAUGCUAUUGCUAGAAAGGCAUGUGAAAAAGCACUGUUGUUAGUUCAAAGGAAUGAUACAGUCAAUCCUGAAACAGAUGAAUUCUUCGACAAUGUGCUUGUUAUUGAACAAAUUAAGAGACUCAAAGAUGUUGCGGUGGGUUCAGCUUCCUCACGAUCAGUUCAGGCACAGGCAGCUGAAUACUUGAAAAAGAAAACUGUUGGGCAGAGUUCAGAACAGCAUUUGGACUGUAAGAACAUACGAUGUUUAGGAAGCAUGUUGUUUAGGAAUGGAAUUAAGAAGCAUAACUUACGAAAAUUUAAUGAAAGCUUAAGCAUGCAGCAGAUUUCCUGCAGGCAACAAAGCACACAAGAUUGAGUGUUUUACGGUGCUGGUAUGGAAGGUCCUGAUUUCAUGCAACAAAUGUCUUGGAUAGUUCCACGAAGAAGAUUUUGGUGGUCGUCACUCUAAUGGUAAUCAUACAUACUUUAAAUGUAGUAAAUUUCAAUUCAAGUUCAAAUCUCUUUAAGUACAUUUCUACUUGUUGCGUAGUGUACUCACAAAACACUGAUUGUACAUAAAUGAAUCCCUUAUUAAUACCCAGUGAUAUAAUCUACCAUUGAGGUAAAUAAAAAUACA